CACGUACACACACACACACACACACGCGCACACACACACACGUUUCGCUACAGCAGACUUUGUGCACUCACUUUAACUCAGCUGUAUUUUAUUCUGCCGAUGACAUUCAAGCUUUGCCAGAAGUGAAGACAUGCCACCUGUCACUGUGUCCUGUUUGUGUAAAGAAGCUUGCUGUCUGCUCAUUAUGGCUCCAAUGAUUAUCCACUGUGAACCCUGACCCUGUGAGCACUGAGAGCUGGGAAACGAUGUCACUGCCGCAGGUGGUGCUGGUGAACUUUCAAUAUGAAUACACAACACGUGACGGCAGGCAUGUGUCCAUCAAGCCCAACGAACGCUAUGUACUGGUGGCCAAGACCAAUGACCACUGGUGGCACGUACGCAAAGACGAGGCAACAAAGCCUUUCUUUAUCCCAGCCCAAUAUGUCACAGUGUUGCCCUCUGAAAAUGAGACGACUCAACUUUCAAGUGAGCAGGACAGGCAGGAUACACCAAACCCAUAUUCUGACACAGUGCCCCCUGUGUCUUUGGAGCCGACCAUCAAAGAUGAAAAAUCCAUCGAGGUAGCUAAUAAAAAGUGCGAACACGGCACCUCCAAGAUUGUCAUUCCAAGUGAUCAGUACCAGAACAAACCCAUUGAGAAUGAGCCAUUGGAGCCUAAAGCUGAGCCAUGGCCCGAUCCUUGCAACUUGUAUAAGGAUGCAGUCCAGAUGGAUAUUAGCCCAGAUGCUUUAACAAAUUCUUUUAAAAGGGAAAGUGUAUAUCCUGUCUCCCAACCACAUAUCCCUACUACUAACUCGCAAAGAACAUUAACAGAGCCCAGUGAGGUUCAAUCAAAUAUAAAUCCUCAAAAUGACCUCAAGGAUGAUAUUCAAAUGCUCAUACGGGCUGGCUGGGACCCAAAAAUAUGGGACCUCAAAGCAGAAAAUAUAUACGAGUCUGUAGAUUUAGUAAAGGAUUCAGUGAUUCAGGACACUAGAGACAAUCAGAGGAAAGAGGAGGCAGAAUUGGCACUGAUCACUCCAGUUUCUCCUUCAUCUACAUCUCCUCCAUUUUCUCCACAGCAGAGUCCUGGUUCUCCCAUUGAUAUACCACAUGCAUUCGCUGACAAGGUUGAGGAUGAUGAUCUGUCGGCAGUGUACGUAAACCUGCCCAGGGCACGUAAGAGCAUCAACAGCUUGCCCUCCGCCUCUGUUUGGGGCAUUUCAGAACCUCCUGAACUCCACGACACGCUCCUUCUAGGCUCCCAGGGAUGGGAGAUUCACACUGACGAAGAGAGUGGAAAAGAGUACUACUAUCACCCCAGCACCGGCCAGAGCACCUGGGAUUACCCUCUUAGCUCCUCAAUGGAGUCUGAGGUGGGGGCUAAGGAGCUUCCUGUCUCCCCCACUCCAUCCCUGUCUCCAGCCUGUUCGCCCACAGAUGGAGCAAGAUGGACGUCAGACUGGGAGAGAGUGCUGGAUGAGAAGAGUGGCAGACACUACUUUUUUAACCCCGUCUCUGGACAGAGUUCCUGGGACCCACCGGAUGACCUACUGACUCCUCCUCUAUCAGGCAGCAAUCUACAGGAAGGGGCACCGCCUCCCCUCCCUGAGGAAGACUACCCUGCUGAAGAAGAUAUUCCAGGAACUCUGGGGCAGGAGGAUACGUUGUCCUUUACCAGUUGUUCAGAAUACUCAUUGCCCUACAUGAAAAAAGUGCUCAUUCCCAGAGCGUGUCUAGACCGCAGUGCCCCUGCAGGCUGGACGCUAAACAUUGACCCCGAUGGUGUCUGGGUCUUCACCAAUGACCAUACGCAGGAGCAGUGGAUCAAGUCGCUGGAUGAUCGGGGACAGACAUACUACUACCUGAAAGAUGGCUCCAAAUCUGAGUGGAACUUACCUGAACUUUCUGCAGAUUUGAGACAGUGCCAUUUGGGAAAUGGUGGGACACUGGAACAGGAUGGACUCGGAAUUGCGAGAACCUGGAGGAAUAGUACAGGAUCUCAAGAUGAGAAACUUCCCUUCGGUCAUCGCAGGAAUACUUCAGACAGCGAUGUGUCUGGCUCUCCAGAAAUGCUGCAUCAUGUGUCAAACUUGGAGAAAGCUGGAAUCCUCAACAAGACUAAGAUAUCUGAGAACGGGAAAAAAGUACGAAAGAACUGGACACAGUCAUGGACUGUUCUUCAUGGAGGGAUUCUCACGUUCCACAAAGAUCCAAAGUCCACUCCAGGAGGAACAUCAAGCAAGACCACUCAGAUUGUUCCAGAAUUCACUGUGGAUUUGAAAGGAGCAACAGUUGGAUGGGCUGCAAAGGAGAAGUCCAGCAAAAAAAAUGUGAUGGAGCUAAAAAGUCGCACUGGAACAGAAUUCCUGAUUCAGUACGACACAGACAGCAUCAUUACGGACUGGCAUAAAGUAAUAACAGACACCAUACGGCAACUUGACAUGGAGCAUCACCACACAGAUGAUGAAGAGGAAGCCAGUGAAAAGUCCUCCAGCACAGAAAAGGAAGACAAAUCAAGUAUAGACAAACGAAGGAUGAGCAAUGCAAGUAGGCAAUUUUCCUCCAGUUCCACACCUGAGGCGGAUCAGAAGAAGGUCCGCAACAAGCUCCGCAAAUUUCUUCUCAAGAGGCCUACUUUGCAGUCAGUCAAGGAAAAGGGCUAUAUUAGAGAAAACGUCUUUGGCUGUCAUCUCCAAAAUCUCUGUGCCCAGGAGAAGAGUACAGUGCCUAGCUUUGUGAUGAAGUGCAUCAGGACAGUAGAGAAAAGAGGUCUGGGGAUUGAUGGAAUCUACAGAGUUAGUGGGAACUUAGCUGUUAUUCAGAAGCUACGCUUCAAGGCUGAUCAUGAGGAUCUAGAUCUCGAGGAGGGCCCUUGGGACAUCCAUGUCAUUACAGGAGCCUUGAAGCUCUUUUUUAGGGAACUACAAGAGCCCCUGUUCCCUUACAGUCACUUUAACAGCUUUGUCCAGGGCAUCAAAAUUCUAGACUACAACACCAAAGUGUCCUACAUACGUGAUCUAGUAAAAUCUUUACCACCAUACAAUCAAGACACAAUGGAGGCUCUCUUUAGCCAUUUAAGGAAAGUUAUUGAGCAUGGAGAUGAGAACAGAAUGUCAUUGCAGAAUGUGGCCAUUGUCUUCGGCCCAACGUUGCUCAAGCCUGAAAUGGAGUCAGGAAACAUAACUGCAUAUAUGGUCUUCCAGAACCAGAUCAUCGAGUUCAUCCUCAGUGAAUUUGAAACAAUCUUUCAUAUGUGAACACCUAAAAAGGAUGCACCAGUGGUAGUUCAAAGAAUCAGAGAUAUCAGAUUAUUUGAGAGAAUGAGAAAUAUUUGAACAAUAAAGAUCAGCUCUCAUUUAUAAAAUUUCUUGCUAUGAGCCAUGUAAGUAUUUUGGGCAUAGUAUUUCUUUACACUUUUUAAUACUCUUUUUCAUGCUAACUGGAACUGCCCAUAUAUUUAACAGUUAUUCCCCGAAAUUGAGUCGUACGUACAUGAGCUGAUAGCCGACGAGGCGUGUAGUAGAGGUCUGCGCGGGACAGAAUUUUCAGUCCCACUCCCGCCUGCUCCCGCAUUGUGCAGUCCUGCUCCCACAAAGAAUUAUGAUUUUCAGUCCCGCUCCUGCCCGCGCCUGCCAUAUUUUGUCCCGCUCCCGCCCGCAAAUCCUGCAUGAUGCAGACGUUCGCGUUAUUUCUCACGAAAGUUCUUGUCAUCGGCUUGGGGAAUUAAACAUGCUGAGCUUAGCUGAGCUCUCCACUGACCGAUCCUUCACCUAGCACACGUAGCGAGGGUGCGCGUUGCCAGGCGGCAUGCGCAGCUGAAGCUUUACAGAGAUACCCAUUGUGAGCUUCACUAGAGGAGCUCUGCUCUUCUACCAUGAUCGGAGAUCUCAAACACGGAAGAGCGGAAAGGAAUCGGAAACGUACGCAAGAUUAGACCACAUCCGCAAAUUUAGGCAUCUUAAAAUGUUUUUAUUUAUGCCAAAUAAAAUAUCCAGCACAAAUUAUAUAUGAUAGACAUAAAUUAAUAAUUUAUAAAUUUUAUUUUAAACACGUUUUUAGUGAGCGGGACUGCAGCUUAUCACUUCUCCCGCCCGCUCCCGCAUUGUGCACUCCCCCUCCCGCCCGCGCCCGCAAUGAGCUUUCAAAAUUUGUCCCGCGCCGCACUGCUUUGUGUCGGGUCCCACGGGACUCCCGCGGGAGUGCAGGGCUCUAGCGUGUAGCACCGAGUAGGCUGUAAGUCAAGUAUGACGAGAUUGAAUGGAAUAACUGUUUUAUUCUAUCCACAUUCAGCGGAUUUUGAGAAACAGAGCUUUUAAAUUUUUGCAAAUUCGAUCAAUAAAAACUUUAUACAAAACGUCCGACAAAAUCAUUUCCGCUUAGAAUGUAAACAAACCAGCAAAAUGACAGUAGCAAUUUGUGAAAAAUGCUAUAAUAAUAAUUCUUGAAAAAUAAAAAAAGAGACGUUCCAACCAUCAAAUACUUUUAUUCCAUAUUUUGUAGGUGUUUUGUGGGGGUUUUUUUGUAUUUUUUGGGGAUUUGUUUUCAAGUAGAGUUUUUAGUUCGUCCUCGGUUGGUUCAGCAACAUGCGCUGCCAUUUUGUUUUACUCUACUCACAGUAUAUGAGCUGAUAGCCUAGUAGUAGAGUAGCCAAUCAGAGCACGUGAUUACUCAUAUCCAGUGAAUGUGGAUCGAAUAGUCAUAAUGAUUUGAAUGAUAUACUGUACAUUGGCCCUGAAAUGUUGGUGGGAAAAAACUGCAGUUUGGUUUAAGUAAAUAUACCUCUCACAACACAAUGUGAAAUAUUAGAAAAUGUGUAAACCGUAAGAGGGCAAUAGAGAAUUAAUUUUAACAGUCAAUUAAAAAUAUUUUAUUACUGAUAUUCAGGCAGCUGUUUUCAGAUAUAAUCAAUCUUGUGAGUACUGCAUAGGCAUAGUCUCAUGUAAAUCUGGUAAUGACCACUUACCUCAGCGCAUGGAAAUAUUUUCCUCAUAAGUAGCUUGUGUUGUGGAUAUAACACUGUUUGAGUGUUAUACUUAGCCUUAAUAUGGAAAACUACUUUCUGAAGAGCUGGAUGUCUUGAACCUGAUAACUGUAAUCCUACAAGUGGUUUAAGAUAUUAUAUUAAAAUUAAAAGCAGUCUUUAGAGACUUGAGUACAGGUAGUCAGAAUUUUAGCAUUUUAGUUGAGGAUCGUUUCUGUUAGUUUAUGUUGUCCUUUAAUACUGCCAUCUAUACUCAUCUAAGAUAUAUUACCUUAAAUGGAGGACAGUAGAUUACUUGUACAGCCUUUAGAGUUAUGAAGUUCGAUAUUUAUUAGUACGAAAGUAAAACUUCAGUCUGUAAAAUGUUUUUGCACAUAGACAAAGUUUAAUCCUGAAUGCAAUAAAGAUGCAACAUAGUUGUAAAGGUUUGUAAAGCAUUAAUAUUUUAUAAAAACAAAAAAUAAAUGAGGCAUAUGUUUAUGCGUUUUGAUGGUGUACAUAGAAAAGGCAUAUUUAUGCUACACGUUGCUUAUAAAGAAUUUUUAAUAAAGUAACUCUUUUACAAGUCA
This is a messenger RNA of Neoarius graeffei (lesser salmon catfish), 5532 nucleotides long. It is a transcript of the gene arhgap27, whose product is annotated as Rho GTPase activating protein 27. Gene Ontology annotation, molecular function: protein binding. Bases 246 to 3239 code for a protein of 997 amino acids. The transcript is spliced from 18 exons. NCBI's taxonomy places the organism in Eukaryota, Metazoa, Chordata, Actinopteri, Siluriformes, Ariidae. Gene Ontology annotation, cellular component: cytoplasm. The record is from RefSeq and is a predicted model, not a curated record. Gene Ontology annotation, biological process: regulation of GTPase activity; signal transduction.